AUGGAAGGCCCUCAACGUCGUCGUCGCCCAGCUGCGACUUACGGAAAGUCAACCAAAAAGCGAUACGCGGAUGUGGUUUGUGGCGAUAUCUUCACAUCUACAGAUUCACCGAAAGAGCUGGAGGAGUUAUCGGGGGAGGAGCAGCAGCAGCAACAGCAACGAAACAACUCAAAGGGAGUCCCUACAAUAACUACAACAAAGACAGUCAAGGCGCAGAAAAACCAACAGAUAAUAACCGACCCCUCCUCAAACCUUAUUGGUGGGGCAAGCCUACUGCUGAAGGAUGGUCAGAAGAAGGUCCAAGCCACAUUGAAGGGAAAGAAUAAACGACCCAUCGCAAAUUCUGCUGUAACCAGUCCCCCAAAACAUCAUAAAGUCUUUGACUUUACCCCAAGUGAUGACGAUGACAAUAUUCCCCAGCCUCAAAUAGAAGAUACAUGGCGUCAUAACGGCAUUGACGAAUUUGAUGUUCCAUCUAGUGGCGACGAAGAAUCUUUCGCCGUGCGAAAGAAGCCUCUACCGAAUCAGUUACCCAGAGCUCCCAAUACUUCUAUUAAUACCAGCAUAAGGAGAUUUGCGAAGGAAACCAAGAAAGGAAGGGACGGCUUGCCUUCUCAAGAUUCCAAACUUGUUCGUAAGGAUUCUACUUCAAGAAGGGGCGAAAACCAGGCAGCAAACAGCAAAGACGGCGGCAGAGACACAGCUAAAAUCAAGAAACUCCCUCCAACCAAACCCCCGACUGAAGUCCCCAAGGCUGUUUCCAAACUGGACGAAAUCUCUAAAGCUCCGAAGCCUGCGAAAAGGCAUUACAUAAGCUCACUGUCACUUGAACCGGAUGUCAUGACGGAACAUUUAUCUGAACAAACCGUUCGACAUGCCCGAACGAAGUCGACUCAGACAAAACCUAAGAUUAACCUUUCUAAUGGACCUGCUAAACCUGUUACUCUGCCAGUGAUUUCUGAUGAGACACAGUUAUCUCCACUAUUAUCUCAACAAAAUCGUCGGGAUUCGGUUCCUUAUUCUCCCGGCAUAGUUGCACACGUCGAUGGGUUAUCCAACAGAAAUCCUAAACCAGAAGGAGAAUCCAAAGGAGCUAAGAGGGUUCCGAGGUUUUCGGAGAUAUUUCAAAGUGGUGGUGAUGAACUACCAGCUCCCCAGCGCAGGAGGCUCAUAGAUAGGCUUGGGGCCGGGAAGCCUGAUUAUCCAAUGAUGUCGUCGUCCGAAUCAGAGAGCAGUGACGAGGGUUUGGAUGAAUAUACCUAUCAUACUCAACAAUCCACUUCACAACCUCGGAAUCCAUUCGAAUCACAACCAGAGGUUGAUAUUGCAAUGGAGGAGUCACAGUUCACCAUAGAACCCACCGCCAAACCAGUUUAUAAUAACAGCGGCCCAAAAGUUACUUACGCACGGCAACGGUCUUUUCGAACGGAAGAGUUUGAUGAAAACACCAUGUUCAAUGUGCCGCUUGUGAUGUCACAACAAUCCUUCGGGAGCAAACGCAAUGAUGGUAUGGGAGAAGACGAGGACUUGGAGGGUGAAACUGGGUCUAAAAUGAUGAAGACCAUCCAUGAGCUGCGUGAGGCUGGGGUGAACAACCGUUUCCUGGAUGAUAUCGAGGAACUAUUCGGUGAUAUUGAGGGAGACAGCCCUCUAAGUAGGCGGAGGUCUGGUUAUCUGGAACUAGCGGGGAAAAUGCGAGAAAAAAGCUUCAUCAGCAAGUUCCGUGCCAAUAAUUUCACAGAAAGAUUGUUUACAAAGCUCAACAAGCAGACUGAUGAGAUCGUUUGCUUUAUCUUGUCUUACAUCCUUUGCUGCCUCUUGCUUGAAGACUCCACGGUGCAAAUAGCUUCUCAGGCUCGUAAAAACGGCUCAAUUCCGAUGCUUGUUCGUAUGCUUGAUUUUGAAAAGGAUAUUUAUAUCAUCGCCAAAGACCGGAAAACAAACAUGUCGAAAGCCACACAGAGUAUGGUCCAGGAUCUCCGCACGCAGGUUGAAAAAUCACCCAUUUUUUCCAACAGGCGGCCAAAAAUCCUCUCACCGCAGAUUAUAGCUCUUAAAGUAUUAGAACAAUCUGUGAGAAAGCUUAGGGAAGCUGGUGUUGAUGAUGAUAUUUUAUCUGCUGGUGGGUUGGGAAAAUUAGUGCAUAUUUUGAAUCCAUUCGCUAUUACAAAUUUCAAGGGCGUUGAGAAAGCCCGGGACACUUUUGUGCUCGAGCUUGCCGUAUCAACCCUGGAAUCCCAUGCAGUUGGGAACCGGGUUCCUGCAGAGCAGCAAUUUUCUCCGUCGGAACUUAAGAUUGUGGCGGCCCUUAUUCCGGCUGUGAUCAAGAUGGAAACGAGCGAUGUCAACGAUAUUUUAUUGCUGAUUUUACGAUUCACUAUCAAUCUCACGAACAACCGUGCGUCGAUCUGUAAUACAUUUGCCGAGUCAUCGCUCAUUUCAGUAUUGGUGGGGAUGGUAUGUACCAAAUUCGACGAUUUGGCGGAUCUUAGUCUCGAAAUGAACGAACGUCUCGUAAAGCUAGAUCUGUUGAUUCUUAGUUUGGGGCUUCUAAUCAACUUCGCAGAGCUGAGUGACAGGGCCAGAUGCGCCGUAGAUGAUCGAGGUGCCCCAGAAGAUGAGAAGACACUCCUUGAUGAGCUACUUCAUAUAUAUCUUGAACGACAGGAACGGGCAGCGGAGGCCGAUUCGGAAGAAGAAUCCCAAUCCAAUGUUGCAUUCGGGUAUCUUUCAAUUUUACUGGGAAAUCUGUGCCAAAAUAGUAAUAUCCAGGAGAAAAUACGGCUAAGGAUGCCGAACGCUACGCUCCAACCCCUCUUCAAUUCUCUUGAAGAGUUCAUCGCGCAUCACCGGAAGGUGGAUGACCAAUAUGAGAAUUAUGAUGAUGGUCCAAAUGCGGCAUUCACAGAAAGGCUGGAGCAGAUGGUCAGGAGAUUAAGGAAAGGAUAA
Messenger RNA from Morchella sextelata, 2949 nucleotides. RefSeq lists its product as uncharacterized. Gene Ontology annotation, biological process: regulation of chromosome condensation. The transcript is spliced from 7 exons. NCBI's taxonomy places the organism in Eukaryota, Fungi, Ascomycota, Pezizomycetes, Pezizales, Morchellaceae. The coding region runs from base 1 to 2949 and encodes 982 amino acids. The record is from RefSeq and is a predicted model, not a curated record.